Molecule: messenger RNA, 2146 nt
Organism: Lytechinus variegatus (green sea urchin)
Lineage: Eukaryota; Metazoa; Echinodermata; Echinoidea; Temnopleuroida; Toxopneustidae
Product: cytosolic carboxypeptidase 6-like
Exons: 7
Coding region: 163-915 (250 amino acids)
Source: RefSeq, a predicted model, not a curated record
CUUGACCCUGAUGUAAAGCAGAGAGUAGUCUUUAUCACAGCCAGGGUUCAUCCUGGAGAAACACCAGCAUCAUAUGUCUGUCAAGGUUUGCUUGAUUUCUUGUUAAGUCAGCACCCCAUAGCUAAGGUUCUUCGUGAUCACAUCGUCUUCAAAGUGGUUCCUAUGCUCAACCCAGAUGGUGUCUACCUCGGGAACUACAGAUGUUCACUGAUGGGCUUUGAUUUGAACCGCCAUUGGCAUGAGCCUUCUCCGUGGGCACACCCCACUCUACAUGCUACUAAACAACUCCUAGUUGAUAUGAACGCUAACUCGAAUAUAGAGGUUGAUUUCUACGUUGACAUUCAUGCCCACUCGACAUUGAUGAAUGGGUUCAUGUAUGGUAAUGUAUACGAUGACCCAGUCCGGUACGAGAAACAGGCCAUCUUCCCGAAGCUCAUGUGCUCCAACGCCGAUGAUUUCUCGAUGAUGAAUACGUCGUUCAACCGUGAUUCGGUGAAAGCCGGGACAGGACGUCGUUUCUUAGGAGGUAUACUGGAUGAGAAUUCUCUGUGUUAUACACUAGAAGUCUCUUUCUUCUGCUAUACACCCAGUUCAUCGUCUACUGUAGUCCCAUAUGAUGAAGAUUCAUACAUGAAACUUGGAAGGAAUCUAGUGAAGACAUUUCUUGAUUACUACAAACUCUCAUCGUUAAUCACACCUAAGCCGGCAGCUAAUAUAUCAACUGUUAAUCAAUUCAGGAGAAGAGAGAAGUCGGCAAAGGGCAGUAAAGGAGAACUGGCCAAGAAUGAAAGGAGAGCCAACUCGGAGAUGAGCAAGUACUCAAUGAGGAAUAAUAACGACAGUCACAGCGCCUCCACUGUCAACGGUAGUCCAACAGUACAGCUGAAAUUCCAUCAUAGAGAAACAAAGAGAUGAUAACAGAAAUACAUUAUUAAGAGACUCUUAGUGAAUGAAUCUCACUUAAAGAUACUUAUUUGUUGAUUUUCAAGAGGAUUUUGAGACAAUCGUGUUUGCGCAUAGAUGUUCUAGGAGUGGGCCUUGCUGAUGUGGCCGCCGUGUGCUGUGCAAUUCGCUGCGCCUUAGUCUCCUGGGCGAAAUUCUCCUUGUGUAUGUCACGUUUUUAUCAUCCCUAAGUUAUAUGAGAUGAUGCCAGGGGGCUGUUUCGUAAAGCUAUUUGUAAGUUAAGAGUGACUUUAAGAACGACUGGUGAUCCUUUCUUGCGCGCUAAACCAUCGCCAAUAAACAUUUAAUGGUGAAUACCAUUUACCAUAAGAAAGGAUCACCAGUCACUCUUAACUCACGAACAGCUUUAUGAAACACUCACUUGGUAUUCUGAACUCUGGUUUAAAUGUAAACCAUUUUUCAAAGCCAGCCUAAACCCUUGGUAAAUGGUCAGUAAUGUGAAUUAUACUUGAGUUUUAAUCUAACAUUCCAAUAUUACAAAAGUGCUGUGGUCACUGGUCAAAGUUUAGACCAUUGUUUAAACCAAACCCCGUCCAGAAUAAGGACCCAGGUCUGGUGCCUUUAAUGUAGCACAGAAACCUUGGGCCUGUCUCACAAAGAGUUGCGAGUGAUCCAAUCGAUCACAACUAUGGACUUCGAGAAAAAUCAACAUUUAUAAUGUAUGUUUGUUCAAAUUAUUUUCUAGAUAUGAUGUAUAUCCAUACAUUCACCAUUCUCUUGAAGCUUCAGUGUGAUUCUCUUUGUUUACUACGUAGAUUGUGCAAAUUUCCUGUAGAAACAAUUAUGGUAUGGAUGGAUUUCCAUACAGUUAAGAUUGAUUGGAUCAAUCAUAACUCUUUGUAAGACAGGGCCUUUGUCUCUAUUUCGUAAUAAGACCAACCCCCAAGGAUUGUAUUGCCCGACCAACUUUUUUUAUAGCUCUCUCAUGGUGGAAACUUUAUAUUAUUCUUCCCGAAACCACAAAAGGGCAUUUCCUUUGAAAAAAACCAAAUUCUAAGUUACCAAGUGGGUGUUUCAUAAAGCUGUUCGUAAGUUAAGAGUGACUUAACAAGUGACUGGAAACACUUUCCUGGGAACUAAAUCAAAAUCUGGGCCCCAUUUUACAAUGAGUUAAGAUUGAUCCAAUCAAUCUGUAGGGAAAUCCAUCUAUACCAUAUUUUUUUUCUUCGGAAAUUUGCACAAU